Messenger RNA from Brugia malayi, 1644 nucleotides. RefSeq lists its product as uncharacterized. The transcript is spliced from 14 exons. Gene Ontology annotation, biological process: protein phosphorylation. Gene Ontology annotation, cellular component: cytoplasm. Gene Ontology annotation, molecular function: protein serine/threonine kinase activity; ATP binding. The record is from RefSeq and is a predicted model, not a curated record. The coding region runs from base 1 to 1644 and encodes 547 amino acids. NCBI's taxonomy places the organism in Eukaryota, Metazoa, Nematoda, Chromadorea, Rhabditida, Onchocercidae.
AUGGAGACAAAUGCGCGAGAAGUUGAUAGCGAUGAAAUCGAUUUACUAUCCAAAUUCAAACUAUGCUUUGUCCUACGAACACUUCAUAUUGCUAGCGAACAAAAACAUUACAAAGUACGAUAUUGUGUUAAAAAUAGACAAAAUAAUGUGAAACUUAUGCUUAUGGUCACUGCACUUGUUAAUGGUACCACUCUUCGAGAAACGCUAAAUGAGUUAAUUAAAUGUGCAGAAUUUGAGAAUAGUCAUCGCUUUUUACUGUAUUCUUCUGUUUUUAUUUUUCGACACUAUUUAUUUGUGGAAUAUCAAACAAUGGCCUAUGAUUUGGAACAAAUUCUUCAUGUUAAACGAAAAGAUAUGAUAGACAAUAAUGAAGUGUUGAUAAGUUCAGUAUUAAGUGAAAAUAUUAUUGGACAUAUUUUGCGUAAAAUUCUUAAGGCACUUUCAUAUUUACAUCAAUAUGCUUUACACAAUAAUUUGAUUACACGAUCAAUUAUUGUUACGGAAAAUUGUGAUAUCAAAUUGACUGGUUUCAAAUGGACAGUGUUAAAAACUGAAGAUAUUAGAAAGGCUCUUAGUUUGCGGAAUAAUCGUUUCUUCGGGCGACCAACGCAAUGGGCACCGGAAGAAGCUCUCAAUAAUAUUGAAAAUUACGGACCACAUACUGAACUUUGGCAUGUAGGAUUAUUAAUACCGGAAAUGGUUACCGGUGAAACGUUUCAUUUGACUAAUACGAUGUAUUCGAAGGAUGUGAAACAAUAUGCUGAACAACUUAUGAAAUUUCAAUUACCUGUACCAUAUAAUGGAUGGUUUCCAAGUGGAGUAAAAUUUUCAUUAAGUUCAGAAAUUCUACGAUUAUGGCAUUGUUUAAUGCAACCAAAUCAUGAAAAACGGCCAACCAUUGGCGAACUUCUUGAUCGAAAAGUUUUUAAAAUCAUAAAAUCGGUUGAUAAAUCAGAAAUUCGAGAAGUUUUGCUUGCUAGCGCAAAAAAGUAUCGGGUAACUCCUGAUGAGCUACCAGAGCCGUUACAAAAAUGGACUCAACUAGUAAAUUAUUCGCGUGAACGCGGGGCAAGUGAUGUUACGCGUUUAGAAUCCUUAUAUCUUGGUAUGGGUCGAAAUGAAUUUUUCUCCUCAGUCAGCUACAAAGACGAAAUUGAUGAUGAAAAUCCAAUGUAUAAAAUUGAUUUCCGAAAAGUACCGAAUGAUUUAUUGCAAUGUGUUUGUAUUGUAAUACUCAAAAAACGCAAGAAGAAAGCCGCAUUAGCUCUUACAGUACACUUAGAUAUAAAUACCACUGACAUGUGUACUGUUGUUUGUCGAAAUGUUUAUAAGUUUGUGCAAAGUGAAGUAAUAGGAUUUAUUAAUUACGUUCGAAUUAGUUUGGAAAUAAUUGAGAUCUUGAAGCAACGUGAACAAACACGUGCAAAGCAUAGAAGUUGGCAAAUUUUUUUGGAAGAAGAUGAAAUCAAUGAAUUGGAAACUGUUGCGCAAGUUCAUAUAAUAUUUGAUGGCUUAACCGCUCGGAAUGUUUUGGAGAAGGCAGAAAAAGGAAAUUUCGAAUUUAAAGAUUUCAACAUGAUCGAUUCACCGGCACUUGAAACAUUUGCACAACAUAUAACAAAUGAUCAAAAUAGCAACGAAUAA